This is a messenger RNA of Pelobates fuscus (common spadefoot toad), 2570 nucleotides long. RefSeq lists its product as uncharacterized. The transcript has 3 exons. The coding region runs from base 49 to 2337 and encodes 762 amino acids. The record is from RefSeq and is a predicted model, not a curated record. Lineage: Eukaryota; Metazoa; Chordata; Amphibia; Anura; Pelobatidae.
UUUACAUUAUUUUAACCUCUACUCAAGCUACCAUCAUCGUAGAACACCAUGUCUGGAUCGAGGGAUACCCACACGUAUAGUGAAGAAGCUUUAAGCACAGAGGAAUCCUGCAAGCAAAACACUUCUCAGCAACAAGAGGCUGAAAAGAGUCAUCAAGAACACAGUAAAGGCCAUCAAGAAAAUAAACACUCUGAAGAGCGUACAAAAUCUGGCCAACACUACGCUGAGGAACGCAGAGAUACCCAAGACAAUCAUAAGGAACCACAAGAAAACAAGAAAACUAACCAAGAACAACCGCAGGAAUUGAGGCACAACCAGGAUAAUAAAGAACGUUCACAGGAACAAAACAAGGGCAACCAACAACCUCUUCAGGAACAAAGCAAGGAUCAAAAAGCACAUAACCGAGAUCUAAACAAAGGUGACCAACAGCACCAUCAUGAGCAAGACCGAAGCAAAGGUAACCAAAAACACGAGCACAGCCAUGAUCAAAAAGAACAUUCACAGGACCCAAAUAAGCAUUACCAACAGCAUUCCCAGGAACACAGAGAAGUUAAAAAAGAACAUAACCAAAAUAAAGGUGACCAGCAACAAUCCCAGAUACCCAACAAAAAUCAAGAAAAGCAUUUCCAAGACCAAAGCAAGGACAACCAACAAAAGUUCCAGGGUCACUACCAGGAUCAAAAAGACAGUUUCCAGGACAAAAACAAAGGUACUCAACACCCACAAGAGCACAACCAGGGUCAAAAAGAACAGUUCCAGAACCAAAACAAGGGUAACCAACAAUAUUCACAGGAGCAUAGACAAGAUCAAAAAGAACAUUCUCUGGCAGAAAAAAAAGAUAACCAACAAUCCCAGGAGCACAACCAGAGUCAAAAACAACAUUCACAGGGCCAACAUACAGAUAAUCAACAACAUUCCCAGGAAAACAAAAAGGAUCAAAAAGAGCAUAACCCAGAUCAAAACAAUGGUAACCAACAACAGCAUCAGGAGCACAACCAGGAUCAAAAAGAACAUUCCAAGAACCAAAACCAAGAUAAGCAACAACAUCGUCAGGAGGACAACCAAGAGCAAAAGGAACAGUCCCAAAACCAACAACAUUCCCAAGAGCAUAGACAAGAUCAAAAACAACAUUCACGGCAACAAAACACAGAUAGCCAGCAAUUCCAUGAGCACAACCAGAGUCAAAACCAACAUUCACAGGAUCAAAGUAAGGAUAAUCAACAACAUCCCCUGGAACACAAAAUGGAUAAAAAAGAACGUAACCAAGAACAAAAUAAUAGUAACCAACCACAGAAUCAGAAGUACAACCAGGAUCAAAAAGUACAUUCUCAGAACCAAAACCAAGGUAACCAACAACAUCAUCAGGAGAACAACAAGGAUCAAAAAGAAAAAUUCCAGGACCAAAACAAAGAUAAUCAACACCCCCAAGAGCACAACCAGGAUCUAAAAGAAAAUUCCCAGAAUCAAAGCAAGGGUAGCCAACAACAUUACCAGGAACACAGACAGGAUCAAAGAGGACAUUCUCAGGAACAAAACAAAGACACUUUACACUCACAGGGACACAACCAGAGUCAAAAACAACAUUCACAGGAGCAAAAUAAGGAUAACCGACAAUAUUCCCAGGAACACAGAAAUGAUCAAAAAGAACAUAGCCAAUAUCAAAACAAAGGUAUCCAGCAACAACCCCAGGAACAUAACCAGAAUCAAAAAGAACAAGCAGAAACUCAAGACCCAAGCAAAGGUUACCAACGACAGUCACAGGGUCACAACCAGGAUCAAAAAGACCGCUCUCAAGACCAAAACAAAGGUAUCCAGCAACAACCCCAGGAACAUAACCAGAAUCAAAAAGAACAAGCAAAAACUCAAGACCCAAGCAAAGGUCACCAACAACAGUCACAGGGUCACAACCAGGAUCAAAAAGACCGCUCUCAAGACCAAAACAAAGGUAUCCAGCAACAACCCCAGGAACAUAACCAGAAUCAAAAAGAACAAGCAAAAACUCAAGACCCAAGCAAAAGUAACCAACAACAGUCACAGGGUCACAAACAGGAUCCAAGAGAGCGCUCCCAAGACCAAAACAAAGGUGAUCAACACCCUCAAGAGCAUAGUCAGGAUCAAAAAGAAUAUUUCCAGAACCAAAACCAAGGUAGCGAAGAGCCUACUCAGGAACCCAACCAGGAUCAAAAAGGACAUUCCCAGCACCAAAACAAAGGUAACCAGCAACAAUCACAGGAGCACAACCAGGAUCAAAAAGGACAUUCCCAGCACCAAAACCAAGGCCUUACUACAGAUCGUACCUCUGAAGGGAUUAAACAUGGAAAUAAAUACUUUUUUUAAUUCUGUAUUGAUUUCUUUACAAUUAUGACCUAAUGCCCUGCAUAUAUAUCUCCAGUAAUAUACCCUGGUAUGUUCUAUAUUAAAAUUAUUUUAAAAAAUUUCUUCCUCCAAACAAUAUACGGUACUCUCUUUAUGAUAUUAAUGAUAAUAUUUGUAUAUAGUGCUUUCCUCUUAAAGUAUUUUAGUGCUGUUUGUCUGUCAAAUCUAUUGCAUCAAACAUUACUCGAGUGAAA